UCCCCGCGGCUUUCCAGGACGGGACCAUGUCGUCUUCUUCUUCCUCCUCCAAGGCGUGGAGCUUGGGGCGCCUGUCUCUUUCCUCCAGGAAAGGCAGCCUGAAGCCCUCCGCUCUGGAGCUGGCCGAGAACGCCCCCAACGCCCACUACGCGCCGUUUGCCGUCUCCUCGCCCGCAGGAGCCCAGGGCGCGAAAGAGCCGCCGGUUAGCGGCGAAGUCGCCGAGGCGGCCACGGUGGUGAUGAGCGCCGAUUUCCCGCGCCCGCCGAUCAGCUUGGACCCGCGCGUCUCCAUCUACAGCGUCCGCAGACCUCUGCUCAGCCGCAGCAACAUCCAAGGCCGGGUUUACAACUUCUUGGAGAGACCCACCGGCUGGAAGUGCUUCGUCUAUCACUUCACCGUUUUCCUCAUAGUGCUGAUCUGCCUUAUAUUCAGUGUGCUUUCCACGAUUGAUCAAUAUGCAGCUCUGGCCACAGGGACAUUAUUUUGGAUGGAAAUUGUAUUAGUGGUAUUUUUUGGAACCGAAUAUGUGGUUCGACUGUGGUCUUCAGGAUGCCGCAGUAAAUAUGUUGGCUUCUGGGGAAGGCUUCGUUUUGCUAGAAAACCCAUUUCUAUCAUUGAUCUUAUUGUAGUUGUUGCCUCCAUGAUAGUACUAUGUGUUGGUUCAAAAGGUCAAGUUUUUGCAACCUCGGCAAUCAGAGGCAUCCGGUUUCUGCAGAUUCUGCGCAUGCUUCAUGUAGAUCGGCAGGGUGGCACCUGGAGACUGUUGGGAUCUGUAGUUUUCAUACAUAGACAGGAAUUGAUAACUACCCUGUAUAUUGGGUUUCUGGGCUUGAUUUUUUCUUCAUAUUUCGUGUAUUUGGCUGAAAAAGAUGCUGUGAAUGACUCAGGCGAGCAUGAAUUUAGCAGCUAUGCUGAUGCACUUUGGUGGGGAGUAGUGACUGUUACAACCAUUGGUUAUGGUGACAAGGUGCCUCAAACAUGGAUAGGAAAAACUAUUGCAUCUUGCUUUUCUGUAUUUGCAAUAUCAUUUUUUGCCUUGCCUGCAGGAAUCCUUGGUUCUGGUUUUGCUCUGAAGGUACAACAGAAACAAAGGCAAAAGCAUUUCAACCGACAAAUUCCAGCAGCUGCUUCUCUUAUUCAGACAGCCUGGAGGUGCUACGCAUCAGAAAACCCAGAUUCUUCCACAUGGAAAAUAUAUAUUAAAAAGCCUUCCAGAAGUUAUCACCUGUUGUCUCCUAGUCCCAAGCCAAAGAAAAUAGCGAUGGUUUCGGUAAAAAAGAAGAAAACCAAAGUAGAAAAGGAUAAUGGAUCACUUUCUCCUGAUAAGAUUUUACCUGUUCCACAAAUCACAUUUGACCAUGUGUUGGAGGAUAGGAAAGCUGAUAUUUUUCGUAUGGAUUCCUAUGAAAAUUCUGGAGAAACAGGCAUGUUAAAAUGUCUUGACCGACAGCAUUCCUGGACAUCCUUUACUUCAGAGCAACCAUCUCCCACUUCUCCAGUUAAAAGGAACUCUCCAUUUUUAGAACCACAUACAGGACCAUUCAUUAGAACAAACAGCUUUGCUGAUGAACUUGACCUGGAAGGGGAGACUUUGCUGACUCCAAUAACUCACAUCUCACAUUUGAAAGAACAUCACCGUUCUGCCAUUAAAGUGAUACGCCGUAUGCAGUAUUUUGUGGCAAAGAAGAAAUUUCAGCAAGCUAGAAAGCCUUAUGAUGUACGCGAUGUGAUAGAACAAUAUUCUCAGGGUCAUCUCAACUUAAUGGUCCGAAUAAAAGAGCUUCAAAGAAGAUUGGACCAAUCUAUAGGAAAGCCAUCACUAUUUAUUUCUCUCUCAGAAAAAAAUAAAGAUCGAGGGACUAAUACAGUUGGUGCCCGGCUGAACAGAGUUGAAGACAAGGUAGUCCAAAUAGACCAGAAGCUGAAUCUCAUCACAGAUUUGCUGCACCGCCUGCUUUCCAGCCAGCAAGGAAACCAAGGCAGCACCAAAGCAUCUCCCAGGAAUGAUGUCAGCUCUAGCCUACUUUCCAGCAACUCUCUCCCAACCUAUGAACAGCUAACAGUUCCAAGGGCACUGCAAGACGAUGGUUCCUGAUGCCUCGGAGAUUUGUUUCCUUUCAUGAAAUUGACACUCAAUAUUAUGAAUCUUGAUGGGGGUUGGGGAUAAAUUUAAGCUCAGAAUCAGCCAUACAAGCCUGACACGUUACUUUUAAGCUAAUUUUACUAUCUUCUUAUCUGUUAUUCCAAAGAGAAUAAUUCAGACAACUACCAAACCUUAAAACCCACACUGUGUUGUUAUUCUUUGUUCAUGAGAUGCAUUCAUGAGCUCUAAUUUCUUUGUGUGUGUGUGUUUGUGUGUAUAUAUAAAUAAUUCUGCUACAAUCGAUCGCAAUAUUAAGAGAGUACAGGUAAUCCUUGACUUACGAUCACAAUUGGGACCAGAAUUUCUGUUGCUUAGGAAGAUAGUGAAUCAUGCCUGAUUUUACAACAUGUUGCCAUACGUGCCCUAAGUGAAUAGUCAUUGCAGUUCUUAAGGGAAUCCUGCAGUCAUUAAGCACACAUCCAGUUCCCCCAUUUAAUUUGUCAGAAACCAGCUGGAAAAGUCACAAAUGUGAUCCCAUGAUCCUAGGAAAUACAUGCUGGUUGCUAAGUGCCUGAAUCUUGGAUCACAUGACUAUGGGGAUGGUGCAAUGGCAAUAAGUGCAAAACUGGUCACUAGCCACUUUUUUUCAGUGCCGCUGUUAGGUCAAGCAGACACUAAACAAAUGGUUGUAAGCCAAGGACUACCUGUAAUUGGUCCUGAUAUUAGCAAAAAGACAAUCGGUGUAUGUGCCCAGGAUAUUGUGCUACUGCUGCUGCAGCAAACAUCAUUCUGAAGUCGUGCACAAUCAUACACAACUGAAAGAGUUUGAAAAUUCCACAACUUUGCUUGGCUAAUUGCAUCCUAUGGCCCUUCAGUAAGAAUAAUACUUGAACUUAGUUAAUCUGAAUUCUAUUUAUGACUCUGCUGAUAGUGAUAUAGUUUUGCGCACUAGAUUCCAAAAGAGAAUGCACAUAAAUUGCCAUUCUAUGGACUGGCAAGAGUAUACACUGAAUAAUUUUCCUCCCACAUGCCAUUUUCCUUGUUUAUGCUACACAAUAUUGUGAAACCUACCACAUUUAAAACAAAAAUCUGCCUCUCUUCAAGGAAGAAUCAGUGCUUUAAUCAAAAACUGUAUUGUUUGUAAAGAAAGAUUUCUUUUGUAUAAUAUUGCAAUGGAAUUGGGACAUUGAAAUAUUGAAUAGGAACUUUUUAAAAAUAGCAAUUAUAUUGCUGCCAAAUAAUUUAUAUUCUGUAGUAUUUAUUGCUAUCCUGGGUAUAUUUGUCAGAAAGCGCUUUCAAAGCGCACAGCUUUGUGUAUUAAAGUAGGUUUAGUUUCUUUCUCAGUGUACAGCAAUAAGGUCUAGAAUAACUGGAUCUUGUUGAUUAGGAGUUUGAAAGUGAUGCUUUGGGGAAACACAGCAGCUUUGAACUUUAUUUGAAAAUGUACUGCCAAGUCAGAUACACAUUCGUUUCUUUCUUUUCCUGGCACACUAAUACAUAAUGUCCAACAGUAAUUUGUGAAUAUUGUUCAUGCUAAGAUAUACAAGCUCUUGAGUUUGUUUGGUUAUUGCAGAGAAGUUCUACUUGCUGAAUGUGGAAAUGGCUCUGCGCUCAUCUGUUGGAAGUUCUUUCUUUAUAUCCAAGCUGUUAAACAAAUGGGAAGCAGGCAUAGCUUAUAUUUCUGCAAAUCCUAUUCUGUUAAUACAGUUGGCUCUUUUUUGGGGUGGGGGACCCAUAUGCAGGAUGAAAACAAGAGCUAUAGCCAUGUUCUUAUGCAAAGCAGAUGCUGGAAUUUAGCUCUCUGGAAAUCUCAUAUUUAUUUUCUAUUUAAAUCAGGGUUCUAGCUCCUUUGGGAAAGGACAUUUAAAUUGUAUGGCCAGGUAGCAUCAGAAUCAUAGAUGGGAUGUUCAUAUUGCCUCUCUUCAUCUCAAGCAUAAAUUAGUUCUCAUACUCAGCUAUGAAUCACCAAGCACUAUCUAAUGUUUCUAUGAGCAUACAUGUUCCUAUUGGGAAUCAAAAACCAAAGAAAACUGGAGAAAGAGAGGGCUUUCUAAACCCAGGGGAGGGGAACAAUCAGAACUGUAUGAACUGAUGCCGAGUUCUACAAAUAUCUAUAUCUUAAGUUUCGUUUGUAGUUUCCAUGAGGAAAAUGUUUCCCUGUCACAUAAAGGUAGUCUCAAAUACACAGCUUCAUGUCUUAGUGCAUAGGAAUUUGAAACUAUAUUAUUCAGAAGCUAAAAGUGUGAAAAAGUUGGGAUGACAACUAUAUCUAGGCUGCAAAAAUAUAGAUGGCAACAGCAACACAAAGACAGAAACAAUUCUAACACUUUAAAGCCUCUAAUCUUCUGUUUGGUGGUUUGUAGCCCAGAUAUUGUCACUAUAGAUGUAUAUUGUUUCAUUGAUGAUCCUUCAUCUAUCAGCCUUCCAUUAAUGACAGAUGAGCCUCUUAAUGGCAGAAAUCCUCUUCUAACUUGAUACUUCUGUGCAUUACUGAGUAUUACUCAAGAAUAAGCAUGGAAAGUGAGGUAUAGAAGUCUUUAAAGUCUAUCUGUUUGGUACCAUUACCAUUUAUUCAUGAAAAUUAAAUCUAAAUUGCUGUAUGGAGAAAAAAGUCAUAAAAUUCUACAUCCAAGGACAGCAUGGCAACUUGAAUAGUAUUAAAUAGUAAGUGCACAAUCAUAACUACAGAGCUUCAGAUACUGUAUUUAAAUGCUUUCCAAAAUGUGGUUCUUUAAAAGCUAGAUAUUAUAAGACUUUUAUUUGGAGAUGUUAGCGUUCUUCUGAUUCACAUUGAUGCCACUGAGAAUACAUUUGUAUUCUUUUUUUGCUAUCUGUGCCUAUAAUAUUUCCAUUGUUUCCUAAAGACAGGUUAAUAUAGGACAUUUUAAUCAUAUAUUAUUUAAUACUAAUUGGAAAUUUUUAGUUCAAGUGUAUAAAAUUUAGAAGGAACUCUUUUGCAUGGAAUAACAUUUUGAACUUUUCCCUUAUAUGGAAAUGAAUAUUGAAGGAUGCAAGUAACAGCGGAACUCAACCAAAUCCCUUUUUGCGAUAACGCCUGUCCUAAAAAUUAGAAAACAAAAUACUUAAAAUCAUAGAUAAUGUAAGCCUUUUAAGAAUCGAUGA
Molecule: messenger RNA, 5207 nt
Organism: Ahaetulla prasina
Lineage: Eukaryota; Metazoa; Chordata; Lepidosauria; Squamata; Colubridae
Gene: KCNQ1
Product: potassium voltage-gated channel subfamily Q member 1
Exons: 18
Coding region: 27-2096 (689 amino acids)
Biological process (GO): transmembrane transport; potassium ion transport
Cellular component (GO): voltage-gated potassium channel complex; membrane
Molecular function (GO): voltage-gated potassium channel activity
Source: RefSeq, a predicted model, not a curated record